UAUAGGCCUAACCGGAAAUAUACAUUACACAUGUACCAGGUAUGAAACAGUAAAGCAGGUAAUCAUUAGGCCCGAUAACGGACAAUAUACGGUGUGCAUGGAUAAUAGGUGAAUUCUUAUCAGACAACACUUAUAAGGAACCAUUGAGAUCCAGUAAACGACUUCUAUCGGAAUGGGGAAUACAUGUAGUGAGGUACUCACAUCAGUUGUGGUUCUACCUAUCACGGCGGGGAACUAUCGGAGGCGACAGAAUGGCUCCCGAUACUACGACGGUACCCUAUCAUCCAUUGUUUUCUUCCUCAUCUUUCUUGCUGUCAUCAGCAUAUUGACCUUCAGCAAGGAUAUUGAUAUUGGCCGACACAGGCGUCUGGGUUUCGUUCUAGUGUUACUAGCCGUGAUCAUGAUCUUUGGAAUGGUUGCAUGUGCUGUCCUCGGGUGUUUCAUAAGAAUAUACGGACUUGACAGUGUCGUGUUGAGAAGACAAGAGAGAAGCGUUACCAAGCUACAGUUGAUCUUCCUGUGGAUAUUUGGAAUAGUUUCCGGCUUGUUUCCAGCUUUUCAUGCAGGACAGCAAUUCCAAUGUCAUGUCUUCAGCCCAUAUAUCAACGGAGAGGCUGGAUUUUUCUGGGAUUCUAGAGUCGUGUUCAAUGUUAUAAUGAUGUUUUAUUUACUCACGGAAAUGGUUUUCGUCACUUAUUUUGUUCAGUUUCAACUAAAACAUUCUACAACUGCCCGUUACGUGUUAUUUACUCUGGCGUGUGCGAAUAUUUCCGAAUGGUUACAUAGCAUCAUCAUAGACGACUUCUCUGAAAAUAUUUUAUACAAUUAUUUCGGCAACAAAAGUGAUAUACCUGCCUGUAUGCAAAACGAAACAAUUGGAAUGCUUCUCGACAAAUCAAAACCAAUUUUGGGUCCGUGUUUGCUUGAGUUCUGUUUGUUGUCUACAACGAUGCUAUUUGAGAUGUGGUCUCCAAAUACUUUACAGACCUCCUCUGCAGAGACCUUCUCAGGAGACGACUCUCGAACGUAUCAGGACAAUGUGGAAUCUUUAAAUGAAACAGAACUGAGUCAGCUCUUAGGAAACACUACUACAUAUCACGAAACCAGUGUGUCUAGAAACGUCAUCACCCGAACAGUAUAUCAUCUCGUUGUCCUUGUUCUAAGUAUUGUUAUUACAAUAGGAAACGUUAUUGGUUAUGUACUUUGGGUGAUGCACCCGGGUAGUUCACAGAUGCGACUGGCAAUGGAACAAUUUAGUUUAGCCGAAUAUGCUACCACGAUUGGAGCAAUCUUCAUUGGAUUUUAUUGUCUAGUUCAUUAUUGUACACCAGAUAGGGAACCUAAACCCCUUAAGGUCCGUGAGUACGUUUACCUGUCGUCUGCUUUUGCUUUGAUCAUGAUGGCCGUUAGUGAAAUUUUAACAGGUAAUCUGUUGUCAGAUAGCACUUCGGAGUUGACAAUGACUUCGCACAUCUUAGGAAUCGUACAAGUUUAUCUGCAAGUUGUGUUUCUGCUUCAUGCCAACAGAUGUCAAAAAUCAAACCCACAUUUACACAUCCACGUACUGGAUUGUGUGUUGAUAUUCCUUACAGUUAUCAAUAUUAACUAUUGGAUCGUAGACAGCUUCAUAAAUACGUCAUUUCCAGACAUCAGGAAUGUUGAACAGGAUGUCCUUGGGAGCACUCUAUGGAAUCUUCACCAUAGAAUACUAUUACCGGCUGGCGUGUUUUUCAGAUUUUCGUCGGUACUUGAGCUGUUUACAACACUUAAGGUCUAUAGCACUGUAUAAAUAGAAAAUAUACCGCUUUCAAUAUAAUCACAACUUCAGUCCCUGUUUUCACCAAAAAUUAUAUGUAAUUGAGAAUACACAAGUACAUCAUAUGCCUUUUGCUGAAUACCAUAGUUACUAAGUUAAAUUUAUUGUGUUGGGUAUACAAGCAUGAGGUCUUAGAUAUGAUGUGUAUAAAUCAUUGCUUUUACUUCUAAUGAUCCUCGUACCCCUGCCAAAAACUGUAACAAAGUGAUGGAAAGUUCCAGACCAGAAUAUAGCUUUGAUAAAUGAUUUCAAUAAAGAAACCCAUACAUUGCGGGAUUUGUAUGAGAAAUAAUGAAGAUAAAAUACACAAAUAAACAACAGUGUUCUGAGCUGAACGAAUUCAGCAUGGCUAGACGUGGGUUUAAACAUUGGAAUUCAGAUUGCUAUUUCGUCUUUUCGUAUUGCAGAGUUAUCUGCUCUUGUG
Molecule: messenger RNA, 2240 nt
Organism: Mizuhopecten yessoensis (Yesso scallop)
Lineage: Eukaryota; Metazoa; Mollusca; Bivalvia; Pectinida; Pectinidae
Exons: 2
Coding region: 173-1789 (538 amino acids)
Biological process (GO): proton transmembrane transport
Cellular component (GO): membrane
Molecular function (GO): proton channel activity
Source: RefSeq, a predicted model, not a curated record